Hippocampus zosterae (dwarf seahorse) is the source of this 2933-nucleotide messenger RNA. RefSeq names its product hormonally up-regulated Neu-associated kinase (gene hunk). The coding region runs from base 238 to 2295 and encodes 685 amino acids. The transcript has 9 exons. Gene Ontology annotation, cellular component: cytoplasm. The record is from RefSeq and is a predicted model, not a curated record. Gene Ontology annotation, molecular function: protein serine/threonine kinase activity; ATP binding. Gene Ontology annotation, biological process: protein phosphorylation; intracellular signal transduction. Lineage: Eukaryota; Metazoa; Chordata; Actinopteri; Syngnathiformes; Syngnathidae.
CGGGAGCGCGAGCCCUUUCCCAAGCCAAGACCUCGUUUGCGCGUUUCACUUUUUUCGCGCAGGCAUUAAUCCCGCGGCCGAAAGUCGAGGCACCCUCGCUAAGCGCGGAGGAGGACGUGGGGCUGUUGGGGAGGAGGCAUCGUCAUGCGCUCGUCGGGAACGGAACAGGUGGCAUUCGCUUGUCAGUAGUAGACUGCGCUCUCGGGACCCCGUCCAAUUGCCGGACGACGAGAAGUCAUGCCGGUGGCCGAGUGCGCGGCGCUGCCGCCGGAGGGCGACCCCGACGCCGAAGAGGGCGACCUGGCGCCGGAGGCGGCGGCCACGCUGUGCCGCAGCCCCGCCGCCGACGUCCUCAAGAACUUCUACCACACCAAGCGGGUGGGCAACUACCUGAUCGGCAGGAAGCUGGGCGAGGGAUCCUUCGCCAAAGUCAGGGAGGGGCUGCACGCCCUCACCGGGGAAAAGGUGGCGGUGAAGGUGAUCGACAAGCGCAAAGCCAAGAAGGACUCGUACGUGACCAAGAACCUGCGUCGCGAGGGCCACAUCCAGCAGAUGAUCCGCCACCCCAACAUCACGCAGCUGCUGGACAUCCUGGAGACGGAGAACAGCUACUACCUGGUCAUGGAGCUCUGCCCCGGCGGCAACCUCAUGAACCGCAUCUACGAGCGCAAGCGGCUGGACGAGCGCCGCACGCAGAAGUACAUACGCCAGCUGGUGCUCGCCGUGGAGCACCUGCACCGGGCCGGCGUGGUGCACAGAGACUUGAAGAUUGAGAACCUUCUGUUGGACGAGCAGGACAACAUCAAGCUCAUCGAUUUCGGCCUGAGCAACUGCGCCGGCAUCCUGGGCUACUCGGACCCCUUCAGCACGCAGUGCGGGAGUCCCGCCUACGCCGCCCCGGAACUGCUCUCCAGGAAGAAGUACGGCCCCAAAGUGGACGUCUGGUCCAUCGGCGUCAACAUGUACGCCAUGCUGACGGGCACGCUGCCGUUCACCGUGGAGCCCUUCAGCCUGCGCGCGCUGCACCAGAAGAUGGUGGACAAGGAGAUGAACCCGCUGCCCCCCUCACUCUCCUCAGCCGCCAUCUGCCUGCUGAAGAAGCUCCUGGAGCCCGACCCCAACAAGCGGCCCAACAUCCACCAGGCCAUGGCCGACUCGUGGCUGCAGCUGGCCAACAGGAACACGGGGGCGCCCUACCUCAACAGGAUCCACAUCGAGGAGAUCAACCACACGGUGCUGCUGCACAUGACGGAGAAGAUGGCCUACAAGCACAGCGAGGUCCUCGGCGCCGUGCUGACAAACCGCGCCUGCCACACCCUGGCCGUCUACUUCCUGCUCAACAAGAAGAUGAAGCGGCUCUCCAAAGAGUUCAGGGAGCUGCGCUUCCAGGAGGAGAAGAAGGGCGACAAGGCCAAGAAGGAGUACUUCCAGACGCAGUGGCGCAAGCACGUGGACAAGCUGACCAUCCCGCCCAAGCAGGCGCCCGUCUACCUGGCCGUCAGCAAAGGGGCCGGCAAGGAGAAGAAGCACCGCAGCGGUCUGCUGCGCGCUCUGACCGGCGGCCACCGCAACUCGCCGCUGGCGCCGCCGGGCACGGUGGCGUCGUCGUCCAUGGAGUACCUGGAGAUCCAGCCCCUCUUCUCGUCGCAGACGCCGCCGCAGCAGCGCCGCCGCCUGGCCACCAUGCCGCCGGCGGACGUGGGCAGCCCCGAGCGCGGGGCGCCGGCCCCUCCGGCGCCCUCGCCCAUCGGCAUGCACUCGUUCGGCUCGCUGUCCAAGGCCGAGCGGGCGGACGAGGCGCCCGCCUCGCCCUGGUACAAGCUGACCAACGGCACGCUGUCGCCCCCCCGCCACGUCUCCGCCUUCCAGCCCGACUCGUCCUACCUGAAGAAGGCCACCGUGCCCAGCCCGCCCGUGCUCAUCGCGCACCCGCGGCCCAAGAAGAGCGUGUCGGCCGAGUGGGGCGGCGGCUUCUCGUCCGACGCCAGCGGCAGCCCGCCCAGCGCGGCCGGCAGCCCGCCGGGCGGCUCGGCCUUCAGCCCGCCCCGCUCGGCCUUCGGCCCGCCGUCGGCCUUCGGCCCGCCGGCCAACCUGAGCGGAAGCGGCAGCGACCCCGACAGCCCGGCGCCGCGCGCCAAGCUGCCCUGCGCCGGCCUGGCGCUCAAGAAGGCGGCGCGGCCGCGGCCCUUCGCCUUCCGCCCCGAGCAGGUGGCGGAGGAGGCGCUGGUGUCCCCGCCGCCCUACCCCAUGCAGACGCUGCUUUGCGCCUCGGGGGCGCUCAAGACCCUCUGCUGAGGGCUCAAACGCCACCGCCUGACUUGAAGACGUAAAGAUCCCCUUCACACCCCCCCCCCCACCCCUCCCCCCACCAAUUUCACCUCCUCUCCUCUUGCUGCGUGUUGUCCGGUAGGACUCCAAAGUCUUCCGGAUGAAGCGCGCUCACUUUUGGGGCCAAUGGUGGGACGAAGGCGACCCCCCCCCCCAGUCUGGCCUUUUUCACAUCCCUUUUGAAGGAAAAACAUUUUCAAAGUCGCCUUAUUGAGAAAACGUCGCCAUUGGUAAAACGCGAACAGACCACUUUUUUUUUUUUGUGCAAUAGUCUGAAGUGUUUUCUACGUACUGAUGACCAAUCACGAGUAUUUGCCAAGGACGGGGGGUGGGGGGGGGGGGGACUUUUGACUUCUUCCUGCUUCUUGAAGGCACUUUGGGUUUUUAUUUUGGGUGGGGGGGGGGCGUCUUUGGGUUUGGCAUUGUGAACCACUCAAAGGAUAAGUUGCAUGCGAUGUUGUCCGUGUGUCGGCGGUCUUUGUACCUUUUUAAGUUUUCAGACGGCGCUCGAGCCGAGAUCGACGGCGACUUUUUGUAAACAUUUUGUAACUUUUGUUGCUCGCUCAAGAGAUUUCUAUGCUGUAUAAAGUGAUUUCAAACAUUUC